Messenger RNA from Anopheles darlingi, 3469 nucleotides. RefSeq names its product small G protein signaling modulator 3 homolog. Bases 139 to 2559 code for a protein of 806 amino acids. The transcript is spliced from 2 exons. The record is from RefSeq and is a predicted model, not a curated record. Gene Ontology annotation, molecular function: protein binding. Lineage: Eukaryota; Metazoa; Arthropoda; Insecta; Diptera; Culicidae.
AUUUUUGUUUUGAUCGUCUUGUUGGCCAUCUCCUUCUCAGCGCGUAUCCGACCGAGAUUGGCCAACUUCCGCGGGGAAAAUCGGGGUUUCUGUGGUUUGUGGCGAGUGUGGUAACCAGCAGCAUCACUCCGUGGAACGAUGUCGUCAUUUUUUGGCUCGCGAGACCAUGAAGGCUACGUCGGCAGAGAGGAACAUAUGAGAAAGCUGGAAUCGGCCAACUCGGAGGACGAUGGAGAGCUGGUGGAACUUCCACUCGGUGGACUACAUAUUGCCGAAGGAGUCCGACCAACCGUCGGUGGGCCGUUUUCCGCCCUAACACCCUCGAUGUGGCCACAGGAUAUACUGGCAAAGUUGGGCCAACCGGAUCCGGAUGAGCCACCGAACCAUCAGCCGGACUAUCGGUUCGAUGAGUUUGGGUUUCGGGUAGAGGAAGAGGAUGGACCGGAACCGAGCUCGAACAAGCUGCUCAGCAUACCCUUCAUGGAAGAUCCGGCCCAGCGACUGCAGUGGAUCGCGCACCUGGAGUUUUCCCACCACAAGGAGGCAACCGAACUGACCUGGGAGUCGGUCGAUGUAGUGCUACCGCGCACGGAGAAGCUGCGCACGAUGGUCCGUGCCGGAAUACCGCACUCGCUGCGUCCACAGAUGUGGAUGCGCCUAUCCGGGGCAUUGCAAAAGAAACUCAAAUCCGAGACGAGCUAUCAGGAGAUCGUAAAAGCGUCGGCCAACGAUCAGUUGAUGACCUCGAAACAGAUCGAGAAGGAUCUACUACGCAUCAUGCCCACGAAUGCGUGCUUCAGCUCACUCAGCGGUACCGGAGUGCCACGGUUACGGCGCAUCCUGCGUGGAAUCGCUUGGCUGUACCCUGACAUCGGGUACUGCCAGGGGACGGGUGUGAUCGCAGCCUCACUACUGUUGCUGCUCGAGGAAGAGGAUGCCUUCUGGAUGAUGGCAACGAUCGUCGAGGAUCUGCUACCGGCCUCGUACUACUCCUCAACCCUACUGGGCAUCCAGGCCGAUCAGCGAGUCAUGCAGACCCUCAUCGGUAGCUACCUUCCGGCCGUCGAUGAUGCGCUCAAGCGACACGACAUCGAACUGUCGCUCAUCACGCUCCACUGGUUCCUGACACUGUUCGCGAGUGUCGUGCACAUGAAGAUCCUGCUGCGCAUCUGGGACUGGUUCUUCUACGAUGGUUCGAUCGUACUGUUCCAGCUUACACUCGCACUGCUCAAGCUAAAGGAGCCCACCGUCAAGGAACUGGAGAAUUCGGCCCAGAUCUUUAACUCUCUUUCGGAUCUACCGGGUGACAUCGACGAUGUAGAAGCCCUGUUUGCCGCUUCGCUCGACGUCGGUGGAUCCCUUUCGCCCAUGGUCAUCGAAACACAUCGACGGCGCCAUCUCGCCUACCUCAUGGCCGACCAAGGAGCGUUGGUAGGGAAUCCGGAAGCGACCGCUAACCUACCAAAGCAACAACUCGCCCGUCGACAACUGAAGAAAUCCAAAUCCAUGCUCCAGACAAUCCUGUUCGGUGUGGCCGGAGCGAGCGGAGCCGAGGGAGAGGAUGAGCUGAAGUGCAAAAACAUUCGCACGACGGAACUGUUGGUGGAUCUGCGAGAAGCGAUCCUCAAGGUAGCCCGCCACUUUCUUGCGAUCGAACCAAAGCUAGCCGCACACAUCCAGCUGGUGGCGGAUUAUGGUAUGGGUAGCCACGCGAAGGACCACGAGAACUACAUUAACGUUUCGAGGACACGCAGUCGACGGGCGAAGGCAUUGCACGAUUUCGAGCGACACGACGAUGAUGAGCUGGGCUUCCGCAAGAACGACAUCAUCACGAUCGUUAGCCAAAAAGACGAACAUUGCUGGGUGGGAGAGCUGAACGGACUGCGUGGCUGGUUUCCGGCCAAGUUUGUAGAGCUACUGGAUGAGCGCAGCAAGCAGUACAGUUGCGCCGGGGACGAUGCGAUCUCGGAGACAGUGACGGAUCUGGUACGCGGUACGCUAGCACCGACCAUCAAGCAGGUGUUGGAACAUGGUAUGAAGCGACCCUCAUUCCUCGGUGGCCCUUGCCAUCCGUGGCUGUUUAUCGAGGAAGCGGCUACUCGUGAGGUGGAGAAAGACUUCGAGUCCGUCUAUUCACGGUUGGUGCUGUGUAAGACGUACCGAUUGGAUGAGGACGGUAAAGUGCUGACACCCGAGGAACUUCUGUACCGUUGUGUGCAAGCCGUCAAUCAGAGCCACGAUGGAGCCCAUGCGCAGAUGGACGUGAAGCUGCGCUCACUGAUCUGCCUCGGAUUGAACGAGCAGGUGCUGCAUCUGUGGUUGGAAACGCUCUGCAGUUGCACCGAGAUCGUCCAGAAGUGGUACCAGCCAUGGAGCUUCGUCUAUUCGCCCGGUUGGGUGCAGAUCAAGUGUGAGUUGCGGCUGCUGUCCCAGUUCGCCUUCAAUCUCAACCCAAACUGGGAGCUACCUGCAAAGCGGGAAGCGGUCCAGAGUCAACCGCUCAAAGAUGGAGUGCGCGAUAUGCUCGUCAAGCAUCAUCUCUUCUCCUGGGACCUUUAAUGGCCCGCCCUCUGUUCCCGUAUGCUUCUGUUCCGUUCUGUGCUGUGUGCCCAGCUACUACCAUUGCUGCUAACUACUACUACUACUACUACUACUACUACUACUACUCAGCUACUACCAGCUCAUGGUUCCUUUUAACGUUAAUUUUCGAUCUUAUUGUUUUUUUAAUCGUUAACCACCUUAACACAGUGGUGUUGUUGUUUGUUUUAACCGUUUUUAACCGCAGUCAACCGUACUUUAAGUAAUCGUCAAGCAAUCCGUUAUUUUAUUUGAUUAUUUCGUUAACGAAAUAGUAAUUUAAUAUUAGUUUUCCAUUCCUGUCUGUUCGCGAGUGCGUUUGUAGAGCAGUAUUAUACGACGAGAUAUCGGAUUCCUCUUCUACGGGUUCCGGGAACCUUACUUGAGAUUUUCCUUCGUUAGAGAAUUGCGGAUCAAAUUAAUCCGGACGGUUUCCAAUGAAGAAUCAAGCAUAUUAAGACUACUAUGAUCGUUCCAGCAGGGUGAUGAAUAGAUGGAUGUUGUGUCAAGUGUUGUGCUGAGCUUGUGUUUCGCGAUCAUCCCGUCAACCUGUGUGCGCACGUGUGCUGACAAGAUUUACUCCACUUUAUUCCGUUCGGUGUGUACUGCUACUGAAUCUUCUUAGAUAGAAUUAUGUAUAAUAAUGCAAGAAUCAAAGCGACUAGAAAAGGCAGGCGGCAGGAACCUAGCGAAAGGGGAGGGCAGAGGACAACUUACAAACCAAAACCCAAGUGCAAAUAUGCUUUCCACAGCCUUUAAUCAACACAAAUUCAAACUGCUUGUCCGCAAGAACAAGGAUGGGCGAAGACGAAUCAAAUAUACAUAUAUAUACAUAUAUUUAGAUUGUAAGAAUGCCUCGGCGCAGCUAUGGACUAGUAAAAUAAAUAUUUAA